CCCAGGGUUUAUCCAAAUCUUCUUCCUCUUUCAAAAUGAAAUAAAAAAAAUCAUAUCGGGUCCUGACCCGGGUUCUUAUCAAACCGGGUCAACCCGUGAAAAAACCCGAACCGUGUUUUUUUCUACUCGGUGCUUUAUAAGAAGAUGGCGAAGAUUACUUCCCUCGGUUCCGGCGGUUAAAUCUCUCAGACGAUUCGAUUAUCUCCGUCACACGCCGUCUUCACCGACGAACUCUUACCGCCGGGAACGAUGGCUUUUUGGACAUUGAUAAAAGGUCUGCUGCUCUUUGCAAAUGCGUUUGCGAUCCUCAACGAAGAUCGUUUCCUUGCUCCAAGAGGAUGGACACUCGAAAAACUCCACCAAACCGGUAGAAGAAACUCUCCCAAAGGCCAAAUCAUUGGUCUAAUUUACGCCUGCCAGUACAUGAGAUUGCCCCUCUUGCUCAUCAACCUAGUAGUCAUCGCCUUGAAGAUUAUCGCUGGUUAAAGAUUUUUUUGUAUUUGAAUGUAAACUGCAUUACAUAUCUAAUGUAGGAGGAGGUUGAGUUUGCUGUUCUCUUCUGUUCUACCUAGUCAAAAGUAUCCCAUGUAGUCAA
Messenger RNA from Brassica rapa (field mustard), 595 nucleotides. Its product is annotated as immediate early response 3-interacting protein 1. NCBI's taxonomy places the organism in Eukaryota, Viridiplantae, Streptophyta, Magnoliopsida, Brassicales, Brassicaceae. Gene Ontology annotation, biological process: endoplasmic reticulum to Golgi vesicle-mediated transport. Gene Ontology annotation, cellular component: COPII-coated ER to Golgi transport vesicle; Golgi membrane; endoplasmic reticulum membrane. The record is from RefSeq and is a predicted model, not a curated record.